GGAGCCACACACCGGGUCCGCCGCUGCUGCUCUCGCGUCUCCCGGACACUGGGCUUCUGGUGUUGCCGGAGCAUACUACCGCUACAGCCAGUCACAGUCAAAUAAAGAUGGAGCAGGAGAUUCCGUUUAAAAUAUUCCCAUUAAAAAGACUAACCAGUUGUCAUGUGUCUACAGUUAAGCCACAUACAGUUGUGGGUAAUAAUUCUUUUAUUCAGAACGUAAAAUCUCCACUAAGAAAUGAAAAUGCACAGAACAUCAUCAAGAACAGCAAAGAUUGCCUCUCACUAAAAGUGUCAACUUUGCCUUUUAUUGAGGAAGAGAGUUCUGAGUCAAUUAAUCAGCUGUACUCCAAGCUUCUUAGAGAGGCAGAAAAAAUUAAGAAAUGGAAGUCUGUUGUAGAGGUUGAAGUGAAGGAUAAAGAUACAAAGCUUCAGGAAAAAAGAAAGAUGAUCGAUGCUCAACGAAAAGUAAUACAAGAGUUACAAUUUGAAAAUGAAAACUUGAGAUUAAAGUUGGAAGAUGUGAUACUUGAAAAUGAAGAUUUAAUAAACCAAAGCAAUGCAACAAGGCAUUUGUGUAAUCUUCUUAAGGAUACAUGUGACCGAGCUGCAGAGAAAGCUGAUGCAUAUGAAAGUGAAAUAGACGAGACAAGACAAAUGUAUGGUGAUCUAAACAACAAUAUUGAGCGAAUGAUAAUGGCUUUUGAAGAACUUCAUGAAAAAGCUGAGAAUUCCAGACAAGAUAUUUGCAACCAAAUAAUACAAGAAACUGAAAAAAGAAAAGAGAUGCAAAAGGAACACAACCUUGAACUGGCAAGAAGCAGAAAGCAGAUAUCAGAGAUGACAAAAGACAAAGAAGAUCAGAAUUGCAAGCUGUUGGGUUUACAGGUUCAGCUGAAUGAAUCAAGUAGUAGAGUUAAGGAGCUUGAAGAAACAACAAAAAACAAUAAUUUGGAGUUAGAUGAAUGCAAAAGGAAGGCAGAAGAAUCGAUUCAGCAACUGUCAGAAGCUAAUUUAUUAUUACAGAAUGCCAAGGAUGCAUUAAGAAGCAGGGAGACUGAAUUGCAAAAUGCAAAAAUACUAUUAACUGAUACAAUCAAAGAAAAAGAAAUGCAAUUGGAAGAAGUCGAAGAAACAAAUACCCUGAAACUUUCAACUCUUCAAUCUAAAGUUGUCAGUCUACAAGAAACACUUAUAUCUGAACAGAGAAAAUUAGAAGAAAAUGAUAUUAAAUUGAAAAUGGUUAGUCUGGAAGUACAAGACAAGUCUUUUGAACUUGAGGAACUUAAAAAAAUAAAUGAAAAUCAGAAGAAAGAAAUAAAAAAAAUGACUUUUGAUUUGGAUGAAUCUAUAAAAGUACAAAAAGACUUAGAGAACCAAGUUGCCAAGGAAAAGUCAGAAAAUCAAAUACUAUUAGGAAAACAGCAAGACUUUGUAAUUAAUCAGGAAAAUCAUCAGGAACAGUUUCAGAAAAUUGUGAUAGAAAAUACUGAUCUAAAGAAGUUGGUUGGUGAUUUACAAGAGGUUCAAGUCCAGCUUCAAGACACAUUAAAAAGCAAAGAGGAAGUAAUAGAUCAUCUUAAAAUAAAAACAAGUGCUUCAUGUGUGGAUGUAGAAAAUUUGUCUAGAAAAAUUGAAGAGCUGAAGACUGAAUUGAGCCAGGCAAAGACACAGUAUGCAGAACAGAAAAUGGCAUAUGAAAAAGUUGUUGUAGAAAACGAAGAAAUAGCUAGAAAAAUGGCUAUAUCAACAAAAGACUUAAGAAAUAUUCAAAAAGAUCUCAAGGCAAGUAAACAAAACAAUGAUCAAACAAUGAAGACAAUUGAAAAACUAGAAAAAGCAAAUGAUCAGUUAAGGAAGGAAUAUCAGUCUUUAAAGGAACAACUGACUCUAAAGGAUAAAGAAUGUAGAAACCAGCAUAAAGAUGAUAAGUUGGGAGCACUGAAGAAACAAGUUGAAAAUAAAAAUAAGACAAUUGAAGAGCUACAACAGGAAAAAAGAAACACUGAAAGUGAAAUUUCCAAAAAAGAAAAAAAGCUAAAAGCAUUGGAAAACCAGUUGGGAGCAGUGAAGAAACAAAUUGAAAAUAAAAAUAAGACAGUUGAAGAGCUACAACAGGAAAACAAGUCUCUAAAGAAGAAAAUGAAAGAAGAAUGCAAUCAGUGUAGUGUUCUCGACUCUAAGGUAAAUGGAUUGCUUAUCCAGAUUGAAAAUGCUGCAGUACAACAUGAAGCAGUGGUCAGCACCAAAGAAAUGGAGAUUGCAGAUGCAAAGACAAAAGAAGAAAAACUGCAUGGAGAAGUGGAAAGAUUAAAGUUUGCAUCUGAAGAAGCAAUAAAGCUACAAAAAGAAACUGAUAUAAGAUGUCAACACAAGAUAGCAGAAAUGGUGGCCUUGAUGGAAAAACAUAAGAACCAGUAUGAUAAAAUAGUUGAAGAAAAGGAUGCAGAAUUAGAUCAAUUCAGAGCAAGAGAACAUGAAAUAUAUUCUAAAAGAACUUCAAUGGAAACUGAUCUUUCUAAUAAAAAUAAUGAAUUAGUAACGCUUAGGAUUCAACUUCAGCAAGAAAAAGAAGAAAAGGACAACAUCAUAAAGGAGAAAAUGUACUUAAAAAGAAAUAUGAAGCACAAGGAAGUUCAGACUAUUUUCACAGACACUUCAAAGCAGACUACUAAAGUAGGAGAUAUAAAGAAUUCAUCACCUUACACCAAAACAACACAGCUGACAGACUUGUCUUACUGUUUGGAAACAAGCAGGAAGUCAGAUAAAAAGGAUACGUCUCCAUGGAUGUCAUCUAGAAACAGCAAGUACACUGUUCCACAGACAUAUUCUGUAAAGACUCCAACAAAGUAUGAAACAUUACAACAUGAAAAUGUCACUAUAUAUCCUCAAGACUCAACAAAGAAGAAAAGAAGAGUUGCUUUAAAAUUCGACUUCCAUUCUGAUAGUUCUGAUCAAACGGACAUUCUGGGAAUAUGUGGAGAUGAAGAAGUGUUCAAAACUGUAUAUGAGAGGUCUUAUAUACCCUCCGAUGACCUCACAUCAACUCCAAAAAAUAUUGUUGCCGAAGUGCCGGUGAAGUCCCCUGGUUUUUUCCGCAAAACCUCAACUAUGAAAAAGAUGCGAGAAGCUGGCUGGGCUGCAAUAUCCAAAGUAGACCGAAAAAGAAAAAUGAAAGCUGCUGAAAAAAUAUUUAAAUGAAACAAAUAAGUGUUCAGAAUGUUUUUACUUGCAUUAGUUACUUGUCAGUUUCUGUUUGAUUUUUUUUUUAAGAGUUAUGGUUUUACAUUAUCUUAUGACAAUAUAUUGUUAGUAUGCACAUUACAUAUAGUUUUGCCAUAUAUAUUUAGACUCCCUAAAAUAAUUUUCUACAUGAUAUUUGCUGUAGGUUAGAUAUUUGAUUAGAUACAAUAAUGGUUCCUCUGUCUUCAUUUUUUAAAAUUGUUGAAAUGUAACCAUUCUAAAGAGUAGACAUAUACACAAACACAGUGGUGAACUAUUGGUCUUAAAGGGAGUGGAGCAGUUACAGCCAAAGCCACAACAUCUGUAUUUAUAGUAUUGCCUGCACCCACAGUAUAAGUCUUUGCAGUGAACCCCAAAAUUGGGCUCCAGUCUGCUUUUAGUGUCACAACAUAAGAGAGCUGAGCAUGGUCUGCGGCCCCUACAUUAACUUUAGUAAAAGGCGAUACAGUGUUUCCAAAUUUAUCUAAGUUUCAUACUAGAAAUCUAAAACAAGUUAUGAAUAUUGCAUUUCUAUACUCUAUUAAUAUUUUUUUUGAUGGAGCUUUGUAUUUAGAACAUUUAUAAAACCUGGUGUUCCGUUGUGCCUGUUUUCAUAAAUAGGUUUUAAUAUCACAGAAGCAUUUUUUUUAUUAUGUUAGAGGAUUUGCUAAUUUGUGGUAUAACGUCUAAGUUGUCCUCUGUCAAUGUUACUUCAGUGUAUUGCUAUUUGCUAGUCAUGGUUGUGAGUUUAGUUUUCAUGAGCAUAAGCAAUUAUUUUACAGAAUUUUCAUUUUAUGCUUAUAAAAUAUUUAUAAUCCAGAAAA
Pseudophryne corroboree (corroboree frog) is the source of this 4045-nucleotide messenger RNA. It is a transcript of the gene SYCP1, whose product is annotated as synaptonemal complex protein 1. Lineage: Eukaryota; Metazoa; Chordata; Amphibia; Anura; Myobatrachidae. Gene Ontology annotation, molecular function: double-stranded DNA binding. Gene Ontology annotation, biological process: synaptonemal complex assembly; lateral element assembly; chiasma assembly. The transcript is spliced from 34 exons. Gene Ontology annotation, cellular component: central element; male germ cell nucleus; synaptonemal complex. The record is from RefSeq and is a predicted model, not a curated record. The coding region runs from base 108 to 3200 and encodes 1030 amino acids.